CCCGCCCGCCUCCGCGCGGGGCUCCGGGGAGGGGUCGCCAUGGCGGCAGACGCCCCCGGUACCGUCCCGGUGCAGCUGGUGGAGCAGCCCAGAUUGCUGAAGCUGAAGGAGAGUUUUAUAGCAAAAUUUGGAUCAGCUCCCAAGUUUUAUGUUCGUGCACCAGGGAGAGUCAACUUAAUAGGAGAACAUAUAGACUACUGUGGUUAUGCCGUGCUCCCUAUGGCUAUAGAACAAGAUAUCUUGAUUGCAGUAGAACCUGUAAAGACUGAAGUUGUGCAAUUGGCCAAUAUAAAUUCUUCGUACUUGGAUUUCACUACUACCGUCAAUAACAUUCAGAUUAACAAAACCAAACCUCAGUGGCAUAACUACUUCUUGUGUGGACUGAAGGGUAUUCAGGAACAUUUUGGUCUUAAUAACCCAACUGGAAUGAAUUGUCUGCUAGAUGGAACCAUCCCUCCAAGUUCUGGUCUUUCUAGCUCCAGUGCUUUGGUGUGCUGUGCAGGACUCGUGACCCUAAAAGCUAAUGGAAAAACCCUCUCCAAGGUGGAACUUGCAGAAAUUUGCACCAAGAGUGAACGUUACAUUGGCACAGAAGGUGGAGGAAUGGACCAGUCAAUCUCUUUUCUGGCAGAAGAAGGAACUGCCAAGUUGAUAGAGUUCAGUCCUCUGAGGGCAACUGAUGUUAGACUUCCAAGCGGAGCAGCGUUUGUUAUUGCUAACAGUUGUGUUGAAAUGAAUAAAGCAGCAACUUCUCAUUACAAUAUUAGGGUAAUGGAGUGUCGUCUGGCUACAAAGCUUCUCUCAAAGUCAAAAAGUUUGGACUGGAAAAAAAUGCUGAGACUCCAAGAUGUGCAGGCCAGCCUAGGAGUUAGCCUGGAGGAAAUGCUGACCAUUGUCGAGGAGGUAUUGCAUCCGGAGCCGUACAGCACAGAGGAAAUUUGUAAAUGCCUGGGAAUUAGCCUGGAGGAGCUCCGCUCUCAGAUCCUGAGUCAAAACACGCAGAAUGUUUCCACCUUCAAGUUACACCAGCGUGCAAAGCAUGUGUAUAGCGAAGCUGCCAGAGUGCUGGAAUUUAAGAAGAUAUGCAGCGAAGCACCUGACAAUGCAAUCCAGCUGCUGGGAGAAUUAAUGAACCAGAGCUAUAUCAGCUGCAAGGAAAUGUAUGAAUGCAGCUGUCCUGAACUGGAUCGGCUGGUAGACAUCUGCCUGCAAUUCGGGGCCGUCGGGUCACGUCUGACUGGAGCUGGAUGGGGCGGCUGCACUGUGUCAAUGGUGCCUACUGACAAGCUGAAUACUUUCCUAAAAAAUGUUAAAAAAGCUUAUUACCAAAAUGAUGGCCAAAGGUUAGCGCUGGAGAAUAAUGGUCUCUUUGCUACCAAACCUGGAAGAGGAGCUUUGGUUUUUGUUGAGGCCUAAAGAACAUAAAAAUUGUAAAGAAACUAUGUAGAGCAUUUAUAACUGGCAGGACUUCCCCCGCCACAAUAAAUGAAAGCCUUUUCUGGGUUUUAUUAUGAGUAGUUGCUAUUAUCAGAAUAUAUUUCUGAAGAAGGAAUUAAUCAGGAACACUGAUUACAAAAUCUAUUUUUCCCAAUAUUAAAAUAUUUUCAGUGUAAAUGCUAAUUUACCAAAAUCUAUUGACACACUGUAAUUGAAAAAGUGAUGAUUGUUUAUUACAACGGAUCUUUUCUUUUUCUUUUUCUGCCAUAAAAGCAAGACCAAGUAGAGCACUAAACUGUUCUCCUGAAGGGCAGGAGCCUUGCCAUGUGUGCUUACAUCAGGGGCCAGAUGUUGUUUCUGGAAUCCUAUGAAAACGGAAGAUCAACCUGAUGAAUUAAGAACAACAAAAACGGAUGGGCCUUGCUGCACAUGCCAUGUUUCAUGCUAGUCUCAGAUACAAUUAUUAGUCUUGCAAUUAAUGACAAUAUUGGAAGGGAACCUGCGGGCCACGUAAAACAUUGGGAACACUUUAUGUUAAGCAGGAAACCUUAACUUCUAGCUAUCGUUCUUCUGUACCUCGGCGUAAGGGUGACUGAUGAAUGUUUCAGCGAGAAUGCUGUCUGUGACCCAUCCAACAAGACAGCACGCUCGCCUUACCAAAUCAGUGAACAAAGCACAAAGUAAAGGUUGGCUGUGAGUUGUCCAAGUACCACACGCUCAUUGUUCAGUCCUAGCUGCGUUUACAAGGUCGAUGAAUUUGCAUUUUCAAGCUGUGGAGGAUUAAAUACAGCCACAAACUGCACUUUCCUUCAAUUCAUGCUGUGCCUAAAGAAGCUCCUGACAGGCUCCAGGUUGCAAUCACAAAUCACUGGAAGCGUAAUACCCACAGUUCAUUGCCCUUCUCAGUAGGAGAAAUUAAAUGGUCACACAGAGAGGUGAUGUACAUUGAGAUCUACCUCUGCUUCCAACCAGAAGAUCAGCUUCCUGUGCCCUGUUUCACAGCACACUAACUGGCACUUCUCUGCUGUCUACAAUGAAAAUGCUGAAGUUUUGCUCAUGUCGUAACCCUUUCAGCCAUAAAAGUCAUAACAUGUGCAUAUUUUUAUGAUGCUAAGCACAUGUGAAUGUCCAGAAGUCUGUAUCAUAUUAGAGAUCUCUCAAAAGAGAUCAUCUGUACAUUACCCACACUAAGUCAGGCCAAAAAUGAAUUCUUAGAGGCUACUAAUUCUGUGAGAGGACUCUGCCAAAUUUGAGCACAGCAGAUGAACAAGAGCCAACGCAGACAGCCAGAUCUUUUCAGGAAUCUCAAGGGGACAUGUAAUGGCAAUAGUAUCACUAAAGAAGAUUUUUGUAUUCUGACAACCAGGAAGAGUGGAACAGAGAACGCUGUAGAUCAAGCAAAUCAAGCACUUGAGAGAAAAAGACAGGGUCUGGGCACAAAGGGAAGAAAUGAAGAGAUGGGAUUUAGAGGGAAGACAGUUAAAAGGAUGCAGUUGAGAAGAGGAAGGCAAGGGAUAAGGGAGACAGUAAAGAACAGGAGCUAGAAUUACAGAAAGGUUUACUCUCUAAACAUUGCUAACACUAUCAAUGGAAAUGUAAUAUCUUGUAGUCCGUUUGUAAUGUACAGCAGAUGUGCUGUGCUUGCAACCAAAGCUGUAAACGUAAGACUCCAAAAAUGAAAUAACUGUUGGUAAACAUCUUCAAGAAAUUCCAAGUUAACAGAGAGAUUUCGAGGAAAAAUAAAGCCAUGGCUUUACGACCACCUGUCUUAAUAAAUACCAUCCUUCGUUUGAGUGAGUUCCUCCUCAUUAUCCUCUCAUGGAAACGGCGUACAACGCAGUGCAUACCAAUUCAUUCAGUAAUGCACUUGAAUUGAGCUUCAGCUGUAUUAAUGGAAGCUCUAACCACUGUAUGAGAAGAACAAAGAUAUUUUAGAUUCUUUUCUAUUUCUUGAGAAUGUCACACACUGUCAUGGUAGCUUCCCAAAAACAUGUGGGCAAGUUUAUGGGCUGCAGUGCAUUUCUGUGAAUUGUAUAAAUUAUAUUCUCAUUUAAACAAUUCUUAAACAAAGAAGAGGAAAGCAGAAAACUGGCACAAUGUAAAAGAGUAAAAAACGAACCUUCUAAACUUCUGAUUCAUUUCUUUCCUUUCUCUUUUAAUUGCUUCAAUGUUUUUACCAGAAUUUUGCUGUAAUCUGCAAUUAAUAAAAACAAUUUUUAAACAAAAAA
Messenger RNA from Lagopus leucura (white-tailed ptarmigan), 3665 nucleotides. It is a transcript of the gene GALK2, whose product is annotated as galactokinase 2. Bases 40 to 1416 code for a protein of 458 amino acids. Gene Ontology annotation, molecular function: galactokinase activity; ATP binding. The record is from RefSeq and is a predicted model, not a curated record. NCBI's taxonomy places the organism in Eukaryota, Metazoa, Chordata, Aves, Galliformes, Phasianidae. Gene Ontology annotation, cellular component: cytoplasm; cytosol. The transcript has 10 exons. Gene Ontology annotation, biological process: galactose metabolic process; carbohydrate phosphorylation.